AUGUCCUGCCACAUCUUGUCUUAUGCCAUCAUAAGCAUUAUUCUCACUAAUCCUGCAACAAGAAUUGGAGCAGCUAUAGCGCAGAAUCUCGCCUCAAAAGGAGCAUCCUUAAUCCUGAACUACACCUCAGACAGCUCUGCGUCUCAAACCUUCACCCUGGCCCAAGAGAUCGAAACCCAACACGUAGUCACCUGUCUCUACAUUCAAGUAGACAUUGGAUUCCCUACUGGUCCUGCACUGCUCGCCGACACGGCCCGCAACGUCUUCCUCUCCAAGUCAAUGCCACGAUUUCAAGACUUCGAAAUCAAAGAUUUCGAAUGGAUGUACCGGAUCAACGUCCUUGGUCCCUUACUGCUCAUUCAAGCAGCUCUUCCGUACCUCCCUAACGACCGGAGCGGGCGGAUAGUCAACCUUUCUUCCAUCUCUUCAAGCGAAGGGUUCGUAGGACAGUCGGUCUAUGGCGGGACCAAAGCUGCUUUAGAAGCGAUGACCAGAACUUGGGCCAGAGAAUUGGCCGAGAGGUGUACAGUCAACGCCAUCAACCCUGGGCCGGUGAGGACGGAUAUGUGGGCCAGAAUGCCAAUGGAGCAUAGAGGAGGCUUGAAGCCUUGGACUUCGCAUUCGCCGCUGGCUGCUGUGAGAGAGGGUCUCGAUGACGAGGAAAUUUUCAACCAGAAGGAGUUUGUGGGUGGGAGACCGGCAUAUCCUGGCGAAGUGGCCGGGAUUGUGGGGAUGUUGUGCUCCGAUGAUGCGAGUUGGUGUACAGGACAAGUUGUUUGUGCUAAUGGUGGGAUGAGGAUGGCUAUUUGA
Messenger RNA from Hyaloscypha bicolor E, 810 nucleotides. RefSeq names its product NAD(P)-binding protein. NCBI's taxonomy places the organism in Eukaryota, Fungi, Ascomycota, Leotiomycetes, Helotiales, Hyaloscyphaceae. Gene Ontology annotation, molecular function: oxidoreductase activity, acting on the CH-OH group of donors, NAD or NADP as acceptor. The record is from RefSeq and is a predicted model, not a curated record. The transcript has 3 exons. Bases 1 to 810 code for a protein of 269 amino acids.